GUAUCCUAUACGAGUAUUCAUGUCUCACACGGGCAUCGUUACUUCAAAUGAGAUUCAACUUCAACUAGUUACUCGUCUGGCUGGAACUUAAAGGAAGGAACUUUGUCCGCGGGAUAAAUAUUUUCAGGGUACCUUAAAGAUAUUGGAAAAACCACAACCAGGUAUAGUCAGAUAGUGUGUUUUUUUAUUAUUUGAUAACAAGAUAUUAUUACCUGUCUGAACAGACCCCACUCCACUACAUAAUUAUGUAACUUUCUUAAUCCAACUCUAACUUACUUUUACUGUGAGUUAAUAUUAGAGUCAGACCAAGAUAAUUAAUAAUUAGAUUAAUUGUAGGUACAUAAUAAAAUAAUAAAUGUAUUGUAAAUUAAACCUAGUCCCACAGACCACUGACCGGUAUUCGAUUUUUUUUUAAUAUUUCAUACUCUUUAUUAUAUUGUUAAACUAGUCAGAUGAAAAAGCCAGAUACUUACAUAGAUGGUGAACUGAUCAAUAGGGGAUUGGCCUGGCUAGAGUGGCUGAUCAAAUCCAAAGUUUUGAUUCACGACAUUCACGUUGUGUUCUAUGAAGCUUUUAAGCAAUGAAUUUGAAUGAUACGUACAUAGGUAACAUUAUUUUUUGAAUUAGAUUUGUUAUGUUUUAUUUUAAACAAUUUUUUUUUGUCUCCAGCGCAAGGGAAAAACUAAUAGCUGUAAUUAGUAUUUCCCUUGCGCUGGAGAGGAAAAUUUUGUUUCACUCGGCAAGGUUUCUUCACUUCCCGUGCUUCUAAACCCUCGCUAAAGGCUCAUUUACACGGUGCGAGAACUCGCAUGCGAGUUUCUUUACAUUGCGGUAUUUGAUCGGUCGCCGAAUUAGUUGUAACCUCAAUAGUCCGCAAUGUAACUAAAAUCGCAUGCGAGUUCGCGUGCCGUCUAAAUCGGCCCUAAGUAUGGUGGAAUAGUUACGAAUGAUGGGUCAAUUUUAGAAUUUUGCACUGAUUAUCUGUUUGAAAACUCUUAAAAAAGUAUAUAAUUUCUGAGAGCUGUUUAUGUUAAUUACUUAUGAUCUAUUGACAUUACUGAAUUGUAAUUACUUAUAAAAAUGUUGUCGUACUUCUACAACCUCGGGCCAAAAAUACAAGUGAUGGGUCGCGUCUGUAAAUGUUCGUUGGUAGACCGGCGGUAUGGCGCGAGGUGCGCCCACCCUGGCAGUUAUAUAGCGCUAUAUAACAUACAAGUGAUGGAUCUACACAGUAGUAGUAGUAGUAGUACCUAUACGACCUACUCUACAUAUACUAUAUGUAGAGCAGGUCGGGACUCCUUUGACCUACGUGCAAUACUCGGAGUGAAUUGUAUGAUAUUGUAAAAUACAGUGUAUACUCGUGUUUAACUACGAAGUUAAGGGUAUUUAAUGUAACUAACAAUAUAACACGCAUACACUUAAUUGAGCUGAAAUUAAAUAAACGGAUGCUAUUUAGCUUCAGAAUGUCUCGGAUUACUUGACCUCGGCCAGGCAAAGGUUGGGAUAGCGGUAUCAAUAUUGGUUUUCCCUUGAGUACCCUUUCAGUGCCGUCCAAUACAGUUGUGCGGUUUGUGACAUUUAUAUUCAAUUUUCACAUUUCAUGUUAAGUAAAAAAGUCGUAAGUCUCGAUUGUUCGGCCUGGAAGGGGUAAGCCCAGAGCUAACCAUAGGCCCAGUAAGUCCAGAGGUCAUGUUUCCCGGAAAAAUCUUAAUACAGCCAACUAUAAAUGUUUAAGCACAGUAUAGCGAUAUCAACAACGGAACAAAAUUCCUUGCAAGUAAACCUAGGAAAUACAUACAGAGUUUGGACAAAUGGACAUUAAGUAUAUUAGAAUCGUAGCGCGCCAUCGCAAAAAUCCGCGGCUGUGAACAACUCUUCUUAAAUAAUAGUGUACCCAAUUAUUGUGAGUAGUUAAGAAAAGUUAAUCGCUUUCAGUUUUGUAACGACAAAUUAAGUAUGGAUUGGGAAACAACUCUUUGUCUUUUUUUGGGUUUAAUGAUUUUAUUACUCAUAAAGAACAAAAGUUCACUUACAAUGAGCUUAAACUAUAAACAAUUUCAUGCGUGGAUUACAAUUCCAUCCAGCUAGUCGAUGAUACUUAAUAUACAUUGUCACUGAUAUAUUUCUUCACCUUAUUAAACAUUUUUAACGAUGUGCAAUGUUUCACUUCACUAGGUAAGUUAUUGUACAUGUAUGUAUGCUCCAUCGGAAGCUUUUGCCAUAUCCUGUUCUGUGCUUAAUAGUAUAAUCGGAAUAAGACAAACCUCGAAAUUUCUGAAAUAGUCCUCAAAUUAGGUAUGUAUGUAAAUUAAAGGCCCCUUUUUCAUGUCCACACCAUUUGACCAUACCAGUGUUAUUCGUUAAGUUUAUAAUAAGCGUUUUUUAAUAAAGCUUCUUUCAUUCUAUCUAUCGCCGUGACAGCCUUCAUGUGGUGGGUUCCGUCUAUCAGGGUGUUGACAAGUUCCGCUACCUCGGAUGUACAGUCACCGAUACAAACACCCGGGAGGAGGAAAUUGCACUGCGUAUUCAAAACGCACUACGAUGUAGUGCAGCCCUCCAUAAAGUGUUGGUGUCCAGGCUUCUCAGUAAGAAUACAAAACUAAGAAUCUAUAAAACCGUCAUUCGGCCUAUUCUCAUGUACGGCUGUGAGGCCUGGACACUAACUCAAAAAGAGGAAAGUCAGCUCCUGAUAGCGGAAAGAAAAGUGCUCAGAAAGAUCCUGGGACCUGUCCGAAGUGACGACGGCUCCUGGAGGAUCCGGAAAAAUGCCGAGAUCGAAGAGUUGGUGGCUGAGCCCAAUAUCAUCGGCGUAACUAAAUCCCACAGACUUCGCUGGCUCGGUCACCUACUCAGAAUGGGGGAGGAUCGCGUAGUCAAGGAAGCGUACUUGGGGCGACCAACCGGCCGUCGACCGAUCGGGCGCCCCAGGUACCGCUGGUGUGAUGUCGUGGAGGCGGACCUGCGUCGGCAGAAUGCCAAUUCAUGGCAGGAAACCGCGCUGGAUCGGGACAGGUGUCAUUCUCUCGUUUCGGAGGCCAAGAUUCUUUUUGGAUCGCUGAGCCAAAGCAGUUAGUUCGUUAGUCAUUCUAUCUAUUCCAUUAUAUGUUGCCAAGAUGAAACCAUAAGGCUCGCAGAGUCAAAAAGUUAUCAAAUUUCUUGUAGAGCCAAGCUUCUAACUCUACAAGUCCUAACUUCACAAACUACACCUUAGUCAAAAGUCAAAAUAUGUGGCUUGGCCGUUUCGAGCGAGCGUGCGACCCUAAGGGCUCAUUUAGACGGCACGCAAACUCGCAUGCGAUUUUAGUUUCAUUGCGGACUAUUGAGGUUAUAUCCAAUUCAGCCGACCGAUCAAAUACCGCAAUGUAAUUAAACUCGAUUGCGAGUUCUCGCACCGUCUAAAUGAGCCCUUAUUGACUUAGUCUUGGCAACAUUUAACAUGAAAAUGUUUUUUAGUGGGAUUAGAUUUUCUUAACAACUCACGCUAAUUGGCUGCACUAUUUUCUGAAAACUCCCAUAAGUCAAAUAAUACUUACUAAAUAAAUAUACGGAACCUCUUAGUGCCCAAAUGUGAUUCAGACACCGUAUCUAUAUAUGUCGCACUUCUUGGUGAAUAGCACAUGUACUAAAACUAAAUAAUAUAAAAAUAAGAAAAUGCUGUGACAAGUGACAGGUGUCAUUCAGCCGUGAUAGCAGCUCGGAGGACGCGCGAUGUUUAUAUCAGCGUGCAGCGAGAGUCACCGGCCCGCGGCGUGAGCCGAGUAUGUCGGGAGCCAACUGGGCGCCGGCGGCGUUGCUGCUGCUGCUGGCCGCCGCCGCCGCCGCCGACGAGCCGCUGGAGGACGAGGUCGAGAGUGCACCGUUUGCGAUAGUGGUGGAGCACGAGGACGGGUGGCGCUGCGGCGGCGCGCUGGUGUCGCUGCGCGCGGCGCUGAGCACGGCGACGUGCGCGCGCGGCCGCGGCGCGCCGCCCGUCGACCUGUGGGCGCGCGCGCCCGGCGCCAUAACUGCGGAAGGCGCGCGACGCGUCGCUCGCGUCGCGCUCGCUACCGACUCGCAGGGUUCAUCCGAGAACGAGAAGUGGACAGAAGAGGCGUGGAUCGGCGUCGUCCUGGACAUGGCGCUGCUGGAGCUGGAGGCGCCGUUCGGCGCGGCGGCGGGCGCGCGGCCCAUCCUCAUGGCGGCCGGCGAGGAGUGCGAGCCGCGCGGCACCGCGCCCGUCUGCCACGUGGUGCGCACGCCCGCGCGCGCCGGCGGCCCGCUGCGCGUCGGCAAUGCCGAGCGCACCUCGCCCAUGGUCUGCGCCACCGUGGCUCCGCACUGGGCUGCCAUAUCCGACACGGCGCUUUGUCUCGUUGGGCCAGAGUUCUGCCAGAGCGACUGGGGCGUAGGCGUGGUGUGCGCGGGCAAACUGUGCGGCGUGCUGUCGCGGUCGGCGCGUAGCCCGGGUGAGAGCGGCGAAAACAGCAGCGAGGGCGGCGGCGGCGGCGGCGGCAACCCAGGCUGCGGCGACACGCACGCAGCGCUGCACGUGCCGCGCUGGCAGCAGUUCGUGCACUGCGCGCAGACGCGGCGCCGCUGUGGUCGCGAUAGUUGCGCCUCGGUGUGCAGCGAGCGCAUGCUGCUGGAGGCGCCGGUCAAGGAGCCGCGCCGCGGAGGAGACGAAGGGGGCCUGGCGCGGCGGGACGGUAAGCAUCGUCCGCGCCACCGCACCACCACCAGCACGACGGAAGUUUCAGAUGACUACACGAAAAUGAGAGUAACGACGUACAGCACACCGCGGUCUCGCAGCGUACCGGAGAGCGAGUGGCCCACCAUCCAGUACACCUGGCGGCGCGCGGACGCGGACGUGCGCGCCAGCGCCGUGCCCACGCGCACCUCGACGUCGCCGCCGUCUCCGCCACUGCCGUCGCCGAGCGUGCACCUCAAUGCCUCCACAAUGGGCAGCAGGAUGGCGCAGUUCGAGUUUGAACCCUACCGGGCUGAUUUCAAGAUCGGCGAGUACAGCGACAACGAGGCGAGCUACGACGCGGGCGGGGGCGAGGAGCCGACGCGCACGUCCUCGUCGUCGUCCGAAGCGCCCACGUCGCGCGUGCCCGAGGCGCUGCAGGAGGACGAUCCGCCGGACGAUGCGAACGCGACGGCCCAGCUCGUUGAGCUUGACAGCGGCGUUGCCCGACAAUUUUCGGCUACAACAUUCCAAAUUUGUUUACGUCAUUUUUAUGUAAUUUUGAUUUUAGCACGAAUAUUUAUAAAUGAUUAUUAAACUUUUAAUUAAGUACGGUAAA
Molecule: messenger RNA, 5285 nt
Organism: Cydia pomonella (codling moth)
Lineage: Eukaryota; Metazoa; Arthropoda; Insecta; Lepidoptera; Tortricidae
Exons: 7
Coding region: 3761-5263 (500 amino acids)
Biological process (GO): proteolysis
Molecular function (GO): serine-type endopeptidase activity
Source: RefSeq, a predicted model, not a curated record